This is a messenger RNA of Misgurnus anguillicaudatus (oriental weatherfish), 5516 nucleotides long. NCBI's taxonomy places the organism in Eukaryota, Metazoa, Chordata, Actinopteri, Cypriniformes, Cobitidae. The record is from RefSeq and is a predicted model, not a curated record.
UUAUCGUCACGCUUAAACAACAAAUGAUCAAAGAGUUUCGAUAUUUUCCCUAUUUAAAAUAUGACUCUUCUGUAGUUACAUCGUGUAAGGUUACUAAGACCGACGGAAAAUUUAAAAGCUGUGAUUUUGUUGGCCGAUAUGGCUAGGAACUAUAGUCUCAUUCCGGCGUAAUAAUCAAGAAACGUUGCUGCCACACAUGCAGCAGGCGCAAUGAUAUUAUGCAGCGCCCGACGCACGUGCGUUAUUACGGUUACUUGUCUGGUCGGAACUUUACUUCCGGUUUCUGUUUGUUUAGUGGCCUGACUAACUGUUAGUGGCUAAAUGAACUCUGGAACAAAUACCUCGUCAAAAAUAACAAAUGUUUUGGUUUCCUAAAGACGAGGGGAGAUGGCAAUUAUAAAUCACCACUAUGUGAAGUGAGGUUUGGCAGCUGGUGUGUAGUUUAACAUUGUAUACAUUUUACACAGCAGCGUUAGCUCAGUGUCGUUUUUAUAUGUUUAAGCUAUGAAAUAUAAACUAAGGUAAUCUACUUAUUGUUUGUUUUGCUUGUUAAUAGAAAUAAACUACUCUAAAAGGAAUUUGUUGUUAUAGACCAUUUUAUUGUUUGUAAACAAUGAUGACGUGGCAGCGUAUGCGCGCGCAUUUUGGCAACGGAAGUAUGGCAAGAAGAAUCAGCAGUGAAGCAGCACAGACAGAGAAAGUUAUUUUAAAAAGUUGACUAUCAAUUUUUCAACACAGCUACCAGAUCCUAUACUAUAGUGGAGUUGAUAGAAGGCGUUAGCAGAUGGCCAAAUAUAAAGUGGGCAGAUACAUAUAUAUGCAACCAAACGCAACAAAGUGAGGAACAACACCACUUUCAUUGCCGUGGGCUGUAAAAGGGUCUAUUGAUUCUUAGCGGAGUUUGCCGGAAGUUACGUGUGUUGCACAAAAGCCGUUUUUUAUGUUGUUACUGCUGAAACCGUCUAUAGAAAGUUACCAAGCCAAGGGUACUAUGUUCGGGCGCUGUAUAAUAUAAUUGAUAUGACUGACUAAUGAAAACAGUCACAUGCUUGUAAUUCAUUUCUGAUAAGAAAAUUACAUUAUAUCUUUUGUCCUUAAUAAACACAGUAAACAAUCUUCUAUUUAAUAAGUAAAGAAAUAUCCUAUAGGGGUCACACUGUAAGAAAGAUUUCUAUAUUAACAUUUGUUGACUGUGUUUAUUUGUUGACUGUCUGUUUGUUUAUAUUUUCGCACUGCAUUACAUGAUCUUGAUUUCUGCUCCGAGAACCUUUGGUGCCCAUAACAGAGGUACAGUAUAAGCAGUACAAGGUUUUAUCCAAUUGCUUCAGUGGGAAGUCAUUUUAUGAAGAGAAUGUAAGAUUGUGAAGUGUUUUAUUGACAUUAUUAGUUUUAGUUUAAAAUGAUAAACAUCCAGUGAUGCUCAAUGAUUAGUCAGGGUUGCCAAGUUUGGCUCCCAGGCUGGCCUGAGAUGAAAACCAUUAACAUUGCCAUAUUUCAUUUCUCAUCCUCUUUCUUUCUCUUCAGCUUGACCUUCCUGCUUUGAUAUACAUGUCUUUGCUCGCUCUGGCUAUGCACUGCACAGUAUAAUAUUUUUAUAUGUAGGUCUUUAAUAAGACUAAAAGUGUGAGGACUGAAGUACAGGGACAGCCUGAAGUGUACUGGUGAAUAUGCAAAACCUAAAUAAAUGCCAUCAUGUGAGUGUUAGUUUUUUUUAAUAUACUGACACAUUUACGUUCUGUGGUCCUUUAUGAAAAUUUUCCAUGGGUUUUAAUAGUAAAAGAGUAAAACAUGUUUUUGAAAUUGAUUACAAGUGUAUUACCAUUUUUUUUUUACUUAUAAAUAACAUGGUUAAGCUAUGGUUACGGUAGCAAAAGCUGUUAAUUUGUGAUAAACAACCAUAGUAAGCUUAAAAACUAAUAUCAACAAUAUUAAACAUAAUUUCACAUAACAACCCUUCUUAUUUUCAGUAUAAAAAACUGAAGUAAAAAUAUUUAGUGAUUAAGUUAAUAAUUAUUAUUAUUUAUGACUAUAGAGGUGGAAGACUUUGAGGAAAGGGAGACUUUAUCUCAUCACGAGCCUCUCCAAGCAGUGAGACUGCAUAGUAAAUAUAAAGAAUUUCCAUAGAAAGUGUUUGUUAUAGAUUUCUACUCUUUGCAUCUGUCUCAUAUAUCAAGUGUAUCAAUUUGCAUGAUACUUUUUCAGCUGUAAAGGCAAAUUAUUUACUGUCGGCUUAUUGUUUUUGUUUUUCACGUAUCAGGAAAUCCUCUGUUGUUGAGAGUGAAUCACUCACAGAGGAGUGUAGUGUGGACCGGUCGAUCCACAGCCUGCCAUCAGCCUCAGAUUGAGGUGACCGAUGGUGAUGUGGAGAAUCCAGAAGAGAGCGUCUCCCUGGAGCAGUCAUCAGCUUCCCGUGAACUUUUCUGUGGGUCACAGUGGAACCUGAAGAGUCCACAUCCUCAUCUUCUCCAGAAGAAUCAAGGUGUUUCUCAAUGUCAAGGAAGGAUCCUCGGAAGCCAGAAUUUCGAGGAUGCUACGUCAUCGACAUCCGUCGAAAAAUAUCCCAUAUACAGGAAAGGAUGCAUAUGUGUAGCCUUCACGCUCUUCGCACUCUGAAAUCACCCACAAUCCUAUGCGCGCAGUGCCGAAAGCACAUCUUAUUAUUACUGACAUAAUAAUGCAAUAACGUGCACUUGCUAGCCUGUUCCAUUUAUGUGUUCUCCGAAUGCUAAGAGGAGCCUCGCCUUGCCUCUGAAGGAAGUAACUUGGAACGACCAGUCCUGCCUAGGAAGUACCCUUGACAUUGAGAAACACCUUCAGUCUACACACCACAGGAUAAUAUCAUGGGGACGGAGACUAGUAGUCUUCACGAGAGGGCGGAGACUUUAGUCUUUGAUUUAGUCCGUGUGUCUGGUUGCGGAUACGUGUCUGCAGGCUUCCGAUUUAAGGUAGGGCUUACCCUGUUUAGGUUUGCCCAAACCUCACGGUUGGCUAGCUUGCACACUGGCAAGGGACACGAUGGACAGGUGGAUUCUUCGGCUACGAAGAGAAGAGCGGUGGGGUCUGAAGCUGAUUGACAGGUUUAUCGAAAGGUUAUAGUAAUGCAGCUGUGCACCACCGGCGAAUAUGCAAAACCCAAAUAAAUGCCAUUAUGUUCAUAAACAUGAUGUGUUUUUAAAUUCUUUGUUAAGUCUGUUCAUUUAAACAGAUAAUCCACAGAGUAAUGUGAGAUCCGACUUGAACACGUGAGGUUUUGGCCGUGGAGCUGAAGCUCUGUGCAUCUAGGUGGAGAUUUCUUUACAUGAACUUAACAGCAGUGUCUUAACCGCAUACUGUACAUCACAAGAUGUCAUCAACGCAUGACAGUGAGUUAUGCAUCACAUAUAUCAGCAUCGGUUACAAAGGAAAAAAGGGCCUUCUUUUGUCCUUCUGCACCUGCCCCAUGCGGAGUGGGUAUUUUCACUAAAGAGAUGAAAGUGGGAAGUGAAACAGUUACUGGUGCAGGACGUCAGUGCCCUGAUAAAUUGAUGAGGGCCUAUUCUCAUCUUGAAAAUGGGUCGACGAUCUUUUUAUAUAGAAAAGAUCGUCCACUUGUUAGCAUUCGACCGGAUGUCCCGGCACCUCCUCAACCCACUGAGCCCUCCAACUCUGUGAGUAGCAGUGUGGAAAGCGAUGCUUGCCCCUCGGAGCCUGCAGUCGCUACCAGUGCUGUUGCUCCACAGGUGGAGGAGGCGCUCAUUGGGCGUGCGGUGCAGACAUCCGAGGAGACAUCAUCUCUGAAGCCGCCAUCAGCUCCUCCAAACACAGCUUUUCCAGCUAAGAAUGAUCUCUGGUACACAGUUCCACAGCUUCAAUUAGGGGAAGAGCGGGAUGUGGAGGUUAGGCCGAAGUGGGCCAGACUGGCAGGAUGCGGGAGUGAAAAUCAGUUUCCCACCGUAUUUGCGAGUCCAUCUGAUUUAGAUCAAGAGGACUUUCCAAUGGAGAACCUCCCCUCACCUGCUCCUUGUUUUUUUUCAUCUCUCUCUGCUUUGUUCUCAGCAGCUUUUCCAACUAAGAAUGAUCUCUGGUACACAGUUCCACUGUGUACCACAGAUAAAGAGGAUGUGGACUCUGAUCUCUAUCAUCACAAAAGGGAGGAUAUCAUGGAGACAGAGACUAGUCUCUCUGAAAGGGCGGAGACUUUAGUUUUCGAUUUAGUCCGUUUGUCUGGUAGCGGAAGUGUGUCUGCAGAAUUCCAAUUUAAGGUAGGGCUUACCCUGGUUAGGUUUGCCGAAACCUCACGGUUGGCUUGCAGACUGGCAAGGGAGACGAUGGACAGGUGGAUUUUUCAGCUCCAAAGAGAAGGGCGGUGGGGUAGGAAGCUAAAGGACCUCUCCAGGUUUAUCGUAAGAUUUCCCACCGUAUUUGCGAGUCGAUCUGAUUUAGAUCAAGAGGACUUUCCAAUGGAGGACCUCUCCUUGGAUGAAGAGAAUGAGGACCACCCCUUACCUGUUCCUGUGGUUGCUCCAGUCCCUGAGGAGCCUCGGGUUGCGGCCCUCCCCUCACCUGCUCCUGUGUCUGCUCCAGUCCCUGAGGAGCCUCGGGUUGCGGCCCUCCCCUCACCUGCUCCUGUGUCUGCUCCAGUCCCUGAGGAGCCUCGGGUUGCGGCCCUCCCCUCACCUGCUCCUGUGUCUGCUUCAGUCCCUGAGGAGCCUCGGGUUGCGGCCCUCCUCUCACCUGCUCCUGUGUCUGCUCCAGUCCCUGAGGAGCCUCGGGUUGCGGCCCUCCCCUCACCUGCUCCUGUGUCUGCUCCAGUCCCUGAGGAGCCUCGGGUUGCGGCCCUCCCCUCACCUGCUCCUGUGUCUGCUCCAGUCCCUGAGGAGCCUCGGGUUGCGGCCCUCCCCUCACCUGCUCCUGUGUCUGCUCCAGUCCCUGAGGAGCCUCGGGUUGCGACCCUCCCCUCACCUGCUCCUGUGUCUGCUCCAGUCCCUGAGGAGCCUCGGUUUGUGGUCCUUCUCUCACCUGCUCCUGUGUCUGCUCCAGUCCCUGAGGAGCCUCGGGUUGCGGCCCUCCCCUCACCAAUGUCUGCCCAGCAAAAUAAUGAAGAUGUUUUUCUGGAUAUGGAAGUUGAUUACAACUCUAUACCUCAGUUUCCCACUGUAUUUGCGAGUCCAUCUGAUUUAGAUCAAGAGGACUUUCCAAUGGAGGACCUCUCCUUGGAUGAAGAGAAUGAGGACCACCCCUUACCUGUUCCUGUGGUUGCUCCAGUUCCUGAGGAGCCUCGGGUUGCGGCCCUCCCCUCACCAAUGUCUGCCCAGCAAAAUAAUGAAGAUGUUUUUGAGGAUAUGGAAGUUGAUUACAACUCUAUACCUCAAUCUUCACCUCCUCACGAUUUGCCUGUCCUGAAGGCGGCUCCACUCCUGCCUUCCCCUAGGAAGCGCAGAGCUGCCCCCACACAGCUUCAAUUAGGGGAAGAGCGGGAUGUGGAGGUUAGGCCGAAGAGGGCCAGACUGGCAGGAUGCAGGAGUGAAAAUCAGUAA